UUCUGCUCGUCCACAACUACACAGACACCUUUUGCUUCUGCCAUAUUUCCAGCAUCCGGAUUUCAAUCUGUGGCUGAGCGUCCCCUGAGGAACUCCUCAUCAGUGUUGUUGUAUUUGAAUGAACUUUUUUGGAGGCAGAAAAACAGCUGUCGCCGGGAAAGCUGUCUCCGCCGAUUAUCUGUGUAAGUUGAGCGGUCAGUUUACGCCCAGCAGCAGUAGCAGCAGCCCGGCCGGUGCAGCGUUCAGCACCAUGGAGAGCAGCGUGGUGCACAUCUACAAAGAGGACAGGUGUCCCUCGGGACAUCCUGAGGAGUGCAUCCCAAACUUCACCUGGCAACCCGGCUUAUCGGACGUCUUCAACUACACACCCAACGGGACCUGGGACGCUGAGCCCGAGCCCAUGUCGCCCAUCAUCCCCAUUAUAGUCGCGGUGUACUCCGUGGUGUUUGUGGUGGGCUUGGCGGGCAACUGUUUGGUGAUGUAUGUCAUCAUAAGAUACACCAAAAUGAAAACAGCCACCAACAUCUACAUCUUCAACCUGGCUGUGGCUGACGCUCUGGUCACCACCACCAUGCCCUUCCAGAGCACCGACUACCUGCUCAGCUCCUGGCCGUUUGGCGAGGUGGCAUGCAAAGUCUUCAUCUCCAUCGAUUACUACAACAUGUUCACCAGCAUCUUCACGUUGACCAUGAUGAGCGUGGACCGCUAUGUGGCAGUGUGUCACCCCAUCAAGGCCUUGGAUUUCCGCACACCCGUCAAGGCCAAGAUCAUCAAUGUGAUCAUCUGGGUGCUGUCGUCCGCUGCUGGGAUCCCUGCCAUGAUACUUGGCAGCACAAAGACCAAUAACGGCACUACAGAGUGUGCCCUACAGUUCCCAGAACCCUACAUCUACUGGGACACCCUUAUGAAGAUCUGUGUCUUCAUCUUUGCCUUUGUGGCACCCGUCAUCAUCAUCACCGUCUGCUACACACUGAUGGUCAUGCGGCUGAAGAGCGUGCGCCUGCUGUCGGGCUCACGCGAGAAGGACCGCAACCUGCGGCGGAUCACUCGUCUGGUGCUUGUGGUAGUCGCCGUCUUCGUGGUGUGCUGGACGCCCAUCCACAUCUUCAUCUUAGUCAAGGCGCUGUCGGGCAACGUGCCUGAGACCACCGCCGUCAUGGCCGCCUACUUCUUCUGCGUUGCGCUGGGCUACACCAACAGCAGCCUCAACCCCAUCCUCUACGCCUUCCUGGAUGAGAACUUCAAGAGGUGCUUCAGGGACUUCUGCUGCCCCGGUGCCCAAGGACACAGAGACUGCCAGGGGGUGAGCCGGGUGAGGAGCACCUUGCGGGACCACUCGUGUCCCACAGAAGGCCGGGGAGAUAUGAGGCAGGCCAGGCCCGUAUGACUAGCCAUGGACAUGUCCUCUAUGCCCUAUCAGGGCUGGGAGGACUCCAAUGAGCUGGGAUUGACUCAAAUCACCACUGCCAUCUAAGGGGAAGGCUAAAGAGAGGGAUAGUUAUUUAUUUACCCAGAAUGCUGGUCAGAGAAUCCAGAAGCAUGUACAUUUAAAGAAUAAACUGGGGAUAUUCUACAUUUUUCUUAUCGUCAACAAAUCCCACAAAAAGCCUAAAACCAUCAAAGAAUUUAGGCUAUUCCCUCACUGUCCAAAAAACGUUAAAAACAUCAGUGAGCCACACUGUUGCACUGGGUGACACGUCCAACAUUAUAAUGAACAAUUAUUUUGAGUUCAUCCCAUAUACACCAUCCUGCUGCUGGAUAUACACACAAGACCACCAAAUGUGUAUCAAUCCGCUGCUGAAAAUAGUCCCUAAUAAAUACACCACCAAUUUCUCUUGUAAGAGUAAAAUUUUAAACAUUGCCCAGUGCGGUCUGAUAAAAAUAAAAAUAAUAAAAAUGAAACUAUAUAUAUGUGACCAAGCGGCAACGUCUGUGGCUUACAAAAGACAACAAACAAGUAACAAAAACUGCAGUUUCUUAAAUGGCCACUUGAGGUUACAGAAGUGAUCAAUCUCCAUAGGGCCCCAUUUUAAAAUGCCUUUACUUUACAGCAGAAAUAAAAAAAUGUACAGCUGCAAAAACGUUUUUGAUCUCUAUAGCUAAUUUCCCCGUUCAAGGCAACUGUACCAUUUGAAAAAAUAACACAUUUUUGGAGCCGGUAGUGUCAGGACUGCCAAGAUGGAGAGGGCCAAACCACACUGAGCUUCACAAACGCUCUUCAGUCUAUAAGACCUGUUUUUAAAGAAUGAAAUGAAUGGGCUUGAGACAGGCUAGAGAAGUCAGAAAGAACUGAGAGAUGGACAUGUUUUCCAUCUUUGUGGGAUUUGUUGACACAUAGAAAAAUGUAGAAAAACAUAGAAAAACACUGGACUCCUUUAAAAUGAAGUUUAGAUUAAAGUCACUAUGAGACAGUGAUUGUCGAAGUGCAAAGAUGCCUCCAGGAUCACAGCCCAGUAAGAUACUAAAUCAUUGUAUAGUAUUUUGCCGUGUAUAAAAUCCCCUCUGAAGAAAUUGAAGCUUGAAGUAUUAAAAUUACUAUAAUAUUAUUUUUCACACUGUCAGAAAAUUAUGUCCAGGUGUGACAAACCAAAAGUAUUUUAUUCACAUUUUGUUUACCUGACCUGUAAAUUUUAGGCUUUCACAUUAAAGUGAUUAAUAUAGUUCUCCAAUGCAUAAAAAGAUCAACUGGUAUUUUGUGCACAGAAUGAAAAGAAGUAAAUGUCCCUGAUUCUUUUGGGAACAAAAUGCAUUAUGAGCUUUGUUUUAAACUGACUGUGUUUUAUGUGGAUUGUAGUUUGGUGCUUUGUCGUAUUGUAAAUUUGUGAAUAGUCGACAUCUUUAAAGAGUCUCACUUUAGCAGAAAACCCAUGUAGAAUAUUGAAUAACCUCUCAGGGAUCAUCCUCUGUAUAAUUCACAACAAGAAGAUACUGAAUAGUAUUUUCUCCUUGAUGAGAUGGUUGACUGUCAGUGUUGAAACAUUAGCGGUUACUGUUCUUUAAAGCUGAACUUUGUGCUUUAAGAAACUAUUAUUAUCUGACACUGCUCCAUACUUUUAAACACUUUCAGCUGUGACGUCUCAUCGAGGAGAUGUCGAACGUUGUACAUACUGUUGUCAACCUGACACAUUCUCACCUUGUCUGAAAUACUGGUACAUGUGAAAACUGGGCAGAGGGCUCCAAGGCAACAGCUGACAUGAUAAUGAGAUACUGUAUCCACACAACAGGGCUUUUGGUGGUUAGUGCAAUUUAAUGUUUAUACUGUAAACCUCUGCACAACAUGUUAUACUUUUAGCUUGGCAACAUUUAUCCUCAUGAAAAUUAGGUUUGAUUUGAUUGUGAGUGAUUUUCUGUCUUGGUUUCCUUAUUGUAGUUUUUAUAGGAGUCACCAGAUCAAUCAGAAUUUAUCAAAUCAAAGGCUUGUGAGGGUUUUUCUUAAUGUAAAACUAACCAUUAAUAUAUGUAUCUGUCUAGAUCCGAUAAUGAUAACGUAGUUAUAGUAGAAAAUGUGUUUUUGUGCCUUGUUUUGUGCCUUAUCUUUAGCUAUCUUGCUUGCUCUAAAAGAUCAGCAAUUAGCCACAUACAUUUGUGUGAAGACUUUGAGUCUAAGAGUACGAAAGUAUAUCCUGGUAUAAGCUUACUGCUGAAAGUUAUUGUAGCAUAAUCUAAAAAAAUAUAUAAUACAGGUGUACAUCCCACUAGCUUAGCUUUGUUACAAUAUGUGUUUUUUAAGAUUAUACGAUUAUUUGGGGCAUUUUUUUGCCUUCAGUUGGUAGGACAGGUAAAGAGGCAGACAGUAAAUGGGGAGUGAGAGGUUUAUGACAUGCAACAAAGGUUGCUGGUUGGAAUCUAACUGGCAACAAUGUGCUGCAACCAUUCAGUUAAAACUGCGCUUUCAGUAUGUGUUUCUUAACUAUUCCUCUAAUACUGUAACUUACUCGAUAGACAUGAUUGUAUUCAUAAACACAUUAUUGGCCCAAUUCAGGUCUGACUACCAUAUCUGUAUAAUGUGCUGCUGCAUUGUUGCAUCACUGUUGGAUGCUUUGCUGUAUCUUUAAGCUUUGAAUGUCAAAACAUGCUUAAUACAUGUGCAACUAAGUCACAAUAAAGCUGUAAAAUGUGA
Dicentrarchus labrax (European seabass) is the source of this 4120-nucleotide messenger RNA. RefSeq names its product opioid receptor, kappa 1 (gene oprk1). The record is from RefSeq and is a predicted model, not a curated record. NCBI's taxonomy places the organism in Eukaryota, Metazoa, Chordata, Actinopteri, Moronidae. Gene Ontology annotation, molecular function: neuropeptide binding; dynorphin receptor activity. Bases 119 to 1387 code for a protein of 422 amino acids. Gene Ontology annotation, cellular component: membrane; neuron projection. Gene Ontology annotation, biological process: sensory perception of pain; G protein-coupled opioid receptor signaling pathway; neuropeptide signaling pathway. The transcript has 4 exons.